AUGCAGCUAGAAGAACCUCAGUGGAAAUCAAAAGGUGCCCGACCCCCCAGGUUGAUCCCUUGGGUCUUUGCUGUUGUUUUCAUCUUGCUUCUCAGUGCUUGCUUCAUCACAAGCUGUUUGGUGACUCAUCGUUACUUUUCACGCCGGGAGAGAAGACUAGGAAUGAUGAAGCUCUCAGACUACCACACAAGGCUAACGUGUACCCAAGGGGAGCCAGAGCCCGGAGCUACAGGGGAUACCUGGAACUGUUGUCCUGCUGGCUGGAUAGCCUUCCAGUCUAACUGUUACUUUCCCCUUAAUGACAACCAGACGUGGCAUGAGAGCGAAGGGAACUGCUCAGGGAUGGGCAGUCAUCUGGCGACCAUCAACACUGAAGCAGAGCAGAACUUUGUGACUCAGCUUUUGGACAGACAAUUUUCCUAUUUCCUGGGACUUAUCGAUCAGAACAUUGACGGUCUGUGGCAGUGGAUAGAUCAGACACCAUUUAACCCACACAUGGUAUUCUGGCAUAAGGGUGAACCCAACAACUAUAAGAAAGAAGACUGUGUUGUUCUUGUUAAUGUUAAAGAUAAAUGGGCCUGGAAUGAUUUUCCUUGUCACUUUGGGGCAAGUAGGAUUUGUAAGUUAUCUGGAGUAACAUUCAGUUGGAAGCCUACGAAGAGGACCUUAUGA
Messenger RNA from Cricetulus griseus (Chinese hamster), 672 nucleotides. Lineage: Eukaryota; Metazoa; Chordata; Mammalia; Rodentia; Cricetidae. The record is from RefSeq and is a predicted model, not a curated record.